Messenger RNA from Formica exsecta, 6702 nucleotides. RefSeq names its product protein TANC2 (gene rols). Gene Ontology annotation, molecular function: protein binding. The record is from RefSeq and is a predicted model, not a curated record. Lineage: Eukaryota; Metazoa; Arthropoda; Insecta; Hymenoptera; Formicidae.
AAUUAUCACGAUGGGUCGAGAAUCCCGGCGAGACCGAAUGGUCCUGCUUACAACUCACUAUCGCGCUCCGUAAUUACCUGUCACAGGUGUGCGCGCCCUCCGAGAUUCACACGGUUCAUCUCGUAUCUCCUUUAGCUCCUUUCUACUCGUUCCGUUCGCGUGUGGAUAUGUAUGAUGCGAAUCGGAGUGUAUUGCCGAGUGUGCGAUGUAGGAUCUCUCUAUCUCGUCGGAUUAAAAUACGUAUCUGCACGUGAGGGAGAAUAAGAAAGAGACGUUCACGCAUAACGGAGAAGAGUGUGAGACAGAAAAGAAGAAAAAGAAUAGAGAAAGUGAGGAGAGAAAGAGAGGAGCGACAUGGCGCCCCCCAACAGACCGCCUCGCCCUGGCUCCGGUCUCAGCCUCUCCGUACUCGACCUGGCGCAGAUACGAGCGUUGGUCGAGUCAACGGGGAUGCUGGGCGGAUCCACGUGUCCGUCCUGCGAGAUGCCGUUCGACAAGGGCAAGAAACGUCGUCUGAUCGACUCCUGCGGUCACGAGCGUUGCUACUCCUGCCUGUUUCGCAGCGAGGCCUGUCCGCUCUGCUUGCACGGCUACGAUCUCAACAACGAUGACGGACUGGAGGAACCGACUCUCAGGGACGAGUUCGCCGCUUCCACGGCACCGCUGUCCGUUUUCGCGCCCACAGACGGUUGGCUCGAUGAGUCAUCGACGGUGAAUUCUCUCUGCGGCAGCCCCAGGCUACCACGCACCAAAAUCACCACGAGGGCUAAUCUGCCAUCGCGGGUUAUGCACCAGCGAGCCGGGGUAGAAAAUCUCUCGUUGAUAACGAUGGGGAAGAACUUGAGAAGCAAACCUUCAGAGCUUCCAGAUCCUUCUAUCUCCCAAGGUCAACAAAAACUUGAAAUGACACAAAGUUGUCCCACCCCGCCGAAUCAACGAAAAAGAUUCUUCUUCAACCCGAAAGUGCUCAGAAGCUCCUUCGCCGCCCAGAGAUCCUCGAGACGUACAGCAUCCUCGCCCGAACCGACCGUGAAUGAAAAUCCUUCUGCGUUAUCAGAUGACGAGGGCGGUUGCGUGAAACCGUUGUCUUCGAAAACCAGGAAGUCGUCGCAAUCGGAUCUGUACAUGAGACUGGGCCUGCUGUUGGGAUCCGGUCGAGCGAACGCGAGCGCGGAAUCGGGUGCGUGUCCCUCCUCGCGAGCCCCAGCAGCCCAGGGACAUGAUAGCUCAGCAGCCUCUUUUAGCAGUCUGACCAGCUUCGAGACGCAGACACUGGCCUCGACGAAUACGAGUCCGGUCUCGACGUUGACGGGCACGUCAAGCGAAGCGGAGGCCGCCGCGGCAUUGCGAUGCCCCGUCAAACCAAAGGCCAAGGCCAAGGGAAAGACCAAGUCCAGGGACUGUGACAGCGCCGGCAGCUUGGCGUCCAUCUCCACGUCAUUAUCCGCGUCCACGUCUAUGUCCAUGUCUAUGUCAGUGUCCGUUUCUGGUCUCUCGAACGGUAGCGGCUCGAGUCCGCUCGCGUCUAGAAGGCACUCCGCCAAUGCCGCGCAGACGGGCCAGACCGAUGAACUUGGCCAGCUGAGGAACAGACGGUCUUGCGCCCGGAGAUCAGCGAGAGCCGGCAAUGUUAAGGGUCCGGCGGACGCUAAACUACGUUUCGUUCAGCAUCACGCGGCUCAGUUGACCCUGAAACCGUUGUUCUUCGAAGUGCCGUUAUUAGAGGAGGAUCCGCUUUUCGCCGGACGGCAAUGGCUGUUACACGAAUUGGAAUCUGUGAUCAAUGGCUCUAGUCCCGGCAUUCUGAUCUCCGGAUCGCCGGGCACGGGAAAGACCGCGCUUGUGCUGCAGUUGGUGGAACACAGUUGUUUCGGGAGAAGAAGGGAACAGCUGGGAAGAUCCUCGGAAAUGAGUGAGGAAUGCGAUGAGAAGGAGAGGCAGAGUAAUAACGCGACUCUUCAAGCUAAUAUUCGACAUACCAACGAAAAGGUUCGCGAAUUAGCUUCGCACGUCGUGGCAUAUCACUUUUGUCAAGCCGACAACAAUAGUACCUGUCUAGUGCCGGAUUUAAUUCACUCGCUAGCGGCACAACUCUGCCAGGCUCCUCAAUUGAUCUCGUAUAGGGAAUAUCUAUUGUCCGAACCUCACCUUCAGGGCUCGCUAUCGCAAAGGGAAUGCACCGUCGUCUCGACCUUGAAGAAAGCUAAUAGACUACCAGUCUCCAAUAUGGUAAUAUUAAUCGAUGCCGUUUGUGAAGCGGAAUAUCACAGGCCAGAUAGAGGCGAUACUAUAGCUUCUUUCCUGACGAGGCAUGCACCUAACAUUCCCAGUUGGUUGAAGAUUGUUUGCACAGUCAGGACGCAGUUGCUGGAUUGCGCGAAGCAAUUGCCAUACACGAGAGUUUCGUUAGACAAGACUGCAAAUGACGCGAUUGGUAACAGUAUCGCGAAAGAUCUGUCCGAUUAUGUCGGUUACAGACUCGCGCAAAGUCCCUCCAUACAGGCGAACGUGACUGCGUCGGUGAACGGCAAGGCGGAAUCAUCGUGCAGUGCGAAUCAGACGAGAUUCGCAUCGCAUCUGCUUGCGCUAGCUAAAGGCAGCUUCCUCUUCGCCAAGCUAUCGCUCGAUCUUAUCGAGAGCGGCCAUUUAGUCGCUAAAUCUGCGAGCUAUAAGGUAUUACCGGUCUCUCUCGCGCAGAUCUUUCAGUUACAUUUUAACUUAAGAUUUCCUACGGUAGCCUCAUUCGAUAAAGUGCAACCUCUUCUGGCCGUCUGUUUGGCAGCUCUGUAUCCACUGACCUUACCUGAAAUUUUUUAUUCUGUAAAUUCUUUAAAUGUGGACCAUUUUAUCUCAUGGGAAGACUUUUUACAGAGAUUUAAGAUGCUCUCUGGUUUCCUUGUGAAACGUCUAGACAAUACCUACAUGUUCUUCCAUCCAUCGUUCAGGGAAUGGUUGAUGAGAAGAGACGAGGGGGAAUCGACAAAGUUCCUGUGUGACUACAGACUCGGGCACGCGGCGAUAGCGUUCAGACUAUCCCGCCUUCAAGCGCCGUUAGACGGUGACAAAGCCUUGGAACUGGGUCAUCAUGUAUUGAAGGCGCACGUUUAUAGAGGCGUAGCUCCGUGCUGGCCUUCGCGCGAUUUACAAGCUAUCUGGCUGACUCUGUCGACCGAAUGCAUCUCCUCGGCGUUAUGCACGCUUCGGAAUAUCUACAGUCCAAAUGUGAAAGUGUCGCGGUUGCUCCUGCUGGCGGGCGCAUCACCGAACCAUAUCACCGAGUAUUUGGGUAACGCACCGGCUUUAUGCAUGUAUGCACACGAGGGUUUCGUCGAGAUGGUAUCUCUCCUUCUUGAAUUCGGCGCCGAUGUCGAACUGACCAAUAGCCAAGGGUGUACGGCAUUAUCGCUGGCAGCUGCCCGAGGACACUGCGACGUUGUCAGAAGAUUGGCUGCCGCUGGAGCCUUGUUAGGACACGCGGACAUGGCUGGCCAAUGUCCUCUGGUGCAUGCGGCGAAGCACGGAAGACUGUCCGUGGUUGGAUAUCUUCUUGCUUGCGACUGGGUCCUGCCAACCGGUGAAAAUAGACCGGAAAGCGUUACCUCGGAAAUAGGCAGAGAGGAAGCCGCCCAGCAAGCCGUCGUCGCGGCCGCUUCGCAGGGUCACGAAGCUGUCGUGGAAUAUCUUUUAGACAUGGCCGAAGUGAUUGUAGAUCGUCCCGAUACGUUGAUAGGCGAGACCGCUCUAACGAUCGCCGCCGCGAAUGGCUCGACCGCAACAGUUUCCGCACUUUUAGCCCGCGGUGCUAAUCCUACAGCUGUAAACGCGAAAGGCCUCUCCCCUCUCAUGCUCGCCGCCAAGGAAGGACAUUGGGGUACUGCUGAGCGACUUUUGCAAGGAGAUUUAUCCACCAGCACGGACGCAAUAUUGGACGAAGCUGUAUCGCUCCUUGAACAACGCGAUCCCGCUGGUCGUACCGCGUUAAUGCUGGCCGCUUCCGAAGGCCACACCAAUCUUAUCGAGCUGUUUCUCGAUAAAGGAUCGAUUUUAGAAACGAGAGACAAGGAAGGACUCACUGCCCUCGGCUGGGCUUGCGUUAGAGGACGCGUAACUGUCGUACAGAUGUUGCUCGAUCGCGGCGCCAAUGUUGGUACGAACGACAAUACUGGUAGGACUCCUUUGGAUUUGGCCGCAUUCCAGGGUAAUCCAAAACUAGUACAGCUGUUACUUGAGAAGGGAGCCGCGGUAGAACACGUCGAUCUUCACGGCAUGCGUCCUCUAGAUCGUGCUAUCGGAUGUCGCAAUAUUCCGGUGGUCCAAUGUUUUUUGCGUCGUGGCGCUAAACUGGGUCCCGCCACGUGGGCUAUGGCUGCGGGAAAACCGGACGUUUUAAUAAUUCUGCUGAAUAAACUUUUAGAAGACGGCAAUGUCUUGUAUCGGAAGAAUAGAUUGAAAGAAGCGUCGCAUCGAUACGCGUAUGCUCUUAGAAAAUUUCCAGCCUCACCGGAAGAAGAUUGCCAGGGGCAAGAACAAGGUCACAUGAUGCUGCAGCUCCAAACCUUUACACAGCUCCGAUUGAAUUUCCUUCUAAAUCUCAGCCGAUGCAAGCGCAAGAUGAACGAAUGUGUCGAAGCCAUCGAACUCGCCGACGAAGCUCUCGGCGUCCGUUCCGUUUCUUAUGAAGCGUUCUAUGCCAGAGCUAAGGCUCGCGUGGACUUAGGUUUGUUCGAGGACGCCUUAUCGGACGUUCAGGAAGCUCUUCAAAACGUGCCGGUUCACAACAGACAAGAUCGUAGAGUACUCGCAGCCCUGAAAGACGAGAUCAUCUCUCGGAUCGAUGGUACUGGAACCAAUAAAGGGCACGAAGAUUAUAUUGCCAGAUCGCGCCUUCGAGCAUCAGUGGAUACUCUUACGGAGUUAUAACGUUACUUGAAUUAAAAUAUUCGAAUAAGUUAAGUCUAUACAAAUCAAUUCGAUCACAAGCGCGAUAAUAAAAUAAUAAAAAUAAUGAUAAUUUACGCUUGUUAUAAUCCAUGAUGCAAUUUACGAUCGUAUUUAACGAAAUGGUCAAACAAGCUUUAUCCAAGUUUUAACUUUCCUAAAGAUCUAAAAGGUCUUUUACUCUGCGUUUGUGCUUAUUGAGUGAUAGCAACGACAACUUAUUGUGAAAAAUUAGGAAACUAUAUCUUUAAUAUUGAGAUGCCUCUGUAUCAUAAAUACAUCUCUGACACAAUGGCGCUCUUAAUGCGCGGCUUUUACAUACUUUCACUAUAUACAUUCGAAUAACUUAUUAUAUAGAUAUUUAAUCCUUAGCGUUGCUCAGAGAAUUCAACACAAAAGCUUGAUUCGAUUAAAUUUACGUCCUGUGUUAGAAAAAAAAGAGAAAGAGCUUCUCUUUUUUAUUAAAAAUAUAUAAUCAAAGAUAUAGGUGUUAAACGAUUCGCGCGCGGAUUUCUAACAUUUGAAGCUUACUUUUAAAUUUACAAUAUUUUACAAUCUCUUAUGGAUAUAUUUAUAUUAUAUUUAAUACGCAAAAUAAAUUGUAUGCUUAAAAGCCAGUUUUGAAUAAAGACUCUACGAUGGUUGAGCUAUAUUAUUACGAAUUGUACGCGUUAUUCUGUAAGAUGUGCUUGAAAAAUUUUUUUCUUCAGUAUUUUUACAUCUACGGAUCUUGCCAAGUAAAAGUAUUUUUAGAGCUUAUGAAAAUAGCUGUAACAAAAGCGUGCCGAUUUAACAGCAUUGUCCGGUAAAAUUCGCCGAUCAAAUUGCCAUCAUUUACAUAUCAUCAUUUUAUUAAAAACAAAUUGUAAUAUAUCAAUCGAUGAUACGUUGAGAUUGUCAAUUAUUAUUAUCAUGUAGAAUACUUGGUAUUUAUAUAGCUGGCAAAACAUUGAUUAAAAUGUUGUUUGUUUGAAUAUUAAUUGUAAACGCACAAAAGAUGUCCGAUGCCUUCUAUUAUGAUGCGAGCUUAAAUAUUAUAUGAUAUAUUGUAUGAUUUUUUGGAGUGAAAUAUUGUAUGAUUUUUAUUCAAUUAUAUAAAUUGAAUAAAAAUAUAUACAGUAGACCCUCGUAUAAUAUGGGGUAUAUAUUCUGUUUAAUGCGAUUCCACGUUAUACAAUGUGGUAUGUACAGUUGGAAAAUAUGUUGUUUAUUAUAAAAGAAACUAAAUUUUUCACAAAAUUUGAAAUUUAUCUAUUGUAUUAUAUGGAGCUGAUUUACCCAUUAUAGAAAUAUCACGCUCUCUAUACAAGGUUUUACUGUAUAUAUACAAUCACUGUGUAUUAUAUCAGCGUAAUACACAGCAUAAUUAGCCUUAUGGAGUGUCAUUCUAAUUUAAAUAAAUUAUUCAACUUGCUUUUUGAUAUCAGUAUUUUAUAUAUUAUAAAAAGAAAAUAUAUAUUAUAGUGCAACAUUCUUAUUAAUAAAUUGAACGUGGAACGCGCAUAUGAUAUAAUUAUAAAUCAUAUAUAAUAAUUUUUAAUUUUUCAGCUAUAAAAUAGUCACAGACAUCCUCACUCCAGACAUGAGAAAAAUGCGAUAUUAUUAACAUCUCGCAGUAAUAUUAAUAAUAUUUACAUCUUGCCAAGCGUAUAUAAGGUGUCGCGAAAAUUCCGAGUUCCUUGACCAAUUGAAAAACAUUUAUAUCGAAUGUUAUUGACUCCGUCAUAAUGAACAAUGGUGUCAAAUAAAUUAACUUUUUAUUAA